Molecule: messenger RNA, 1678 nt
Organism: Mizuhopecten yessoensis (Yesso scallop)
Lineage: Eukaryota; Metazoa; Mollusca; Bivalvia; Pectinida; Pectinidae
Product: cystatin-B-like
Exons: 3
Coding region: 84-452 (122 amino acids)
Cellular component (GO): cytosol
Molecular function (GO): cysteine-type endopeptidase inhibitor activity
Source: RefSeq, a predicted model, not a curated record
UUUAUUUAUUUCCGGUUUUAAGUCACAGGUUUUUGACGCAUCAGACGGAUUGUUUCUGUCCUUUACAUGUGUAUGUGCUUCAUAUGCAGGCCACACACACGAUUUCUGUUCUCUUUUGUUUUUUUGUUAUAAUUUGUUUCUGUGUAGCCGAGAAUAUGAUGGUCGGAGGCCAAAGCGAGGUUAAAAGCGCUGAUGAGGAAACUCAAAACAUCGCCGAUCAGAUUAGAGGAGAGGUCCAGACAAAAAUUGGGAAGGUUUUUCCCCAGUUUAAAGUGGUUCAGUACAAAACUCAGAUGGUAGCCGGAGUCAACUACUUUAUGAAGAUUGCCGUGGAAGACGACAAGUACAUCCAUAUCAGAGUGUUCAAGCCAUUACCUCACACAGGAGAGGAACCAUCUCUUAUUAGUUUUCAAGAAGAGAAGACACAGGAUGACCCCAUCAGCUACUUCUGAUAAACUGAAAUAAGACACUGUUAACCUGGAAUUAUCCUGGGUCCAAAUUAUAUAUUUCCAGGAACAUGCAAUUUUUUCUAAAAAUAUAAAAUUACAAAAAAGUGUUCAUGAUCUAAUAUGGUUGUUAUGUGAAAUUUGAUACUAGCUCUUUUGACUUUAAAAAAAAAAAAGUUUUAGCAUAUUUUCAACACUAGUGUCUUAUUAAUUGCCAUGUAGCUGUACAUAAUAUUUUUUAGUAAGGGAGGCAGGGUUACUGAACGACAACAACUUGAUUGUAUUACAGUUUAAAAGUAACACCAUCCACCACACAUGCAAAAGUAGAUAUGUGUGUAUACAUAGUUAUGUUUCCUCCAUAAACUUCAGGAAACUAAUCUCACAAGCAAGCUUUCAAGUUCAACAUUCCAUACUGUGCAAUAAUAAUGUAGGAGCAAUAAUACCGCACGUACAACAUGUUUUGUUAUGGCUGACAUGGUUUUGUCCAACUUUGUUGUUCCACUCAGAAUUUCUGGGAGCAAGCUGAUCACUUAUAUGGGAUGCACAUGUUUUAAUUUACCAGAUUACAACACAUAUACAGUAAUAAAUUUGAACUAUUAAAGCAAUAAUAGCAUGUCUAUGGGACCUUCUUAGAUAAUAUGUUUGUCUACACACAAGUUAAAUUCAUGUCACUUUGCCAUACAAUAGAAAGAUAAAUAACCACAGUGAUGGUGGUGGUACCCCGGUGUUGGUCGGGUUUUGAGGGAACACUGUUAUUGCAAUAGAUUCAGAUAGAAAGUCCCAGUGCUCUACUACAAUGAAAAAUUCCAAUUUGUGCUGCUUUUUUAUGCCUUGAAUUUGCUUACUUAUAUACUAUAGCAAAACUAUAUAUGAAAGAAAUAUAUUCAUUGUUAUUUACUUAAAAAAAUCCUCUGUGAACCUGUUGAUCAUACAUUGUAGAGCUUAUUUACUGCAUUUUUGGUCAUGAUAUUUGUUAUAUUAAUAAUUUUUUGCAAUAUCACUUCAGAAUGAUUUGAAAAUAUUGUAACUGUCCGGAGAGGCCUGCAACCAACAAAUAUACAAUUGUCUUUGAACGAAUUUAGAUGAAAUGAUAAAUAUUUAAGAUAAAAGUAACUCUCAAGGCUUGUAUAUUGUAUGAGAAGGUAUGGGACUUUCCACCACAGAAGAAGCUGCAGUAAUUCAUAUGUGAAUCCAAUGACCUAUCUAUAAACACUAUAUUUAAGGUGCUAGAG